AUGUCUGGACCUUCAGCCCGUGAACAGGAUCGCGUUCGCAAGCCUACAAUUCGUCAAUUUAAAGAAUUUGAACUCGACUUACCAUAUCUUUCCCGACUUUCAGAAGAAAAAUUCGGCAAGAAACCUUUUGGAUGGCAAUUACAAGCGGCAUCUGCCAGUCUGCAAGGGAAAGACCUUAUUCUGGAUGUUGGAACUGGUAAUGGAAAGACUUUGGUGUUCAACCUACCACUUCUCCUUGACCCAAAAGACAUCAAUAUCACGGUGUCACCACUGUCUGCCCUCAUGAUAGAUCAGGCCAGCUCAUCAAUCCUGCCAACAGUUGCUGUUUGCAGUGAGACCAUUGCAAAAAUUGGUCGAGAGAAAAUGUUCAAUGCCAUCGUUGCUGGAGAAUAUCAACAAGUGAUUGUCUCACCUGAAAUCAUUACUUCACUGACAUUUCAUGCUGCUAUACUGUCCAAGAGCAACUUCACUUCUCGUUUAUGCACAGUUUGCAUUGACGAGGCUCAUUGUGUCAGCCUCUGGGGUGGUAGCUUUUGGAAAGACUAUGGAGAGCUUGGCUUUCUUCGUGGUGUGCUUCCCCCACAUGUCACACUGGCUAUCGCAUCGGCGACUUUGCCAGAGCACAUUCUUGAUGAUCUCCGCGGCAAGUUACAUCUCUCAAAAGAUGCACAUGUUGUUGGCUUGUCGAAUGACCGUCCAAAUGUUGCCCUCUCUUGUCGAACAAUGCAACACCCUGCAGAAUCCUUUGCAGACCUGCGUUUUCUCAUCCCGGAAGAUGCUUCUGCAAUUGAAGACAUUCCAAUUACACUUACAUAUUGUAAUGAACGAGGGACUGCUGAACAAGCAUAUGACAGUUUAUGUCACUGGGCAGUUGAUGCAGGCUUUGAAGAUCCCUCAAGUUUUAUUGUGUUCUAUCAUGCGAAAAUUGGAACGGAAAGAAAGCAUCUGAUAGUUGAGGGGUUACGUGAUGGAAGCAUCCGAAUUGGGAUAUGCACUGAGGCACUCGGAAUGGGAUGUGAUAUGCGCAACAUCAAGAGGGUGCUUCUGUGGGGCCUACCACCAUCAUUCUGUGCACUAGCUCAGCGUGCAGGUAGAGCAGGGCGAGAUUUUGCAACAGAUGCAGAAGCCAUUUUAAUCGUGUCCCCAACAACACUCAAGGAGGGAUUAUCUAAGGCUGAUAUUGAAGAAGGCCUGCAGAGAGUUCUACAAUCAGACAAGAGUGAAAAUCGAAAUGAGGAGGACACAACGGAUUUGGCUGCUGCCGAAGUGCAACUCACCAAAGGCAACGAGACCAUCUCCAUUGAGGAGGUUGGUGUUCGUCUUGGCCACGACAGUGGAGAAGAGGAUGCACCCACCUCAUCUACAUUGAAAAAAACGAGAUGGAAACAUACUGCACAAGACUUUAAUUCACGCGAGGUAAAGUUCUUGAAUCUCUUUGUCGCCGGCCGACAAUGCCGGCGCAAAAUCUGGGAUGACUUCUUUUCUAAUGACAAAAAACUUCAAUUGAGCUAUCCGACAACAACAACCUUCCAAUCCAGACCAAACAUGGUUGCUGUGAUGUUUGUUCACCUGAACACUUCAUCAUUGAGACCAUUAUGCUUGAGAAGCGUCCUGGUCUUACUCGCGGCCAUAAACGAAAACUGCCUACCUGGCUAG
This is a messenger RNA of Laccaria bicolor S238N-H82, 1656 nucleotides long. RefSeq lists its product as uncharacterized. Gene Ontology annotation, biological process: double-strand break repair via homologous recombination. The record is from RefSeq and is a predicted model, not a curated record. The coding region runs from base 1 to 1656 and encodes 551 amino acids. Gene Ontology annotation, molecular function: four-way junction helicase activity; ATP binding; nucleic acid binding. NCBI's taxonomy places the organism in Eukaryota, Fungi, Basidiomycota, Agaricomycetes, Agaricales, Hydnangiaceae. The transcript is spliced from 5 exons. Gene Ontology annotation, cellular component: cytoplasm; chromosome; nucleus.